AACUAUAUACAUUUUGUACCUCAGGCAUUAGGUGUUUAUGCUGUAAGUAAGACAGCAUUACUAGGUCUUAACAAUAUUGCUGCUGCUGCUCUUGUAUCAGAAGGAAUUCGUGUAAACUGCAUAGCACCUGGUUUUAUAAAAACAAAGUUUUCUCAACCACUUAUUGAAGGUGAUUUCCAUGAAGCAACUGUGUCCACAAUACCAAUGCGAAAAAUUGGUGAACCAGACGAGAUUGCAGGUGUAGCAGCAUUUUUAGCAAGUGACGAUGCUGCUUAUAUUACUGGUGAAACCAUUGUUGCUGCUGGUGGAAUGCAAUCUAGACUAUAAAUACGUUUAAAAUGUUGAAUUGUUACAUAUCAUACAUAAUUUCUAAACAUUGCAUUUUACAUAUUUUUUA
Megalopta genalis is the source of this 397-nucleotide messenger RNA. The record is from RefSeq and is a predicted model, not a curated record. NCBI's taxonomy places the organism in Eukaryota, Metazoa, Arthropoda, Insecta, Hymenoptera, Halictidae.